AUGCGCGUCACUCAGGUCAUCGCAACUCUUGCGCCUAUCGGUCUUGUCGCCGCUGGACCUCUACAUGGUCACUCUCGCCAUACCCACCUUCAUCAUCUCCACCACCGCUCUCUCACAAACGGCACUCUAGCCAACUCCACUACCACAGAUACUGCCAACUCUACGAUCUUCGCUGAUCAUAUUUCAUACGAGACUUCUACAGUCAAUGUUGCUGCUAACUUUGCAGAUGGUACUGAUGCCAACUCUGCUAGCUCAGAGGUAGCUUCCAGCACCAUCUCGGAAUCAAGCAGCAUCUACUCCUCCACGACUGCGCAGUCAGAAACUGCUUUCCCAACUUUGUCACUCACUUCCGAUGGUUCUUAUGCGAGCGGGUCUCCUUCGAACUCAUCAUUGGCUCUGAACAACUCAACCGCCAUUCCUUCCGAUGCAUCUGUUUCGGUUGUUCUUGCUGUUGCAGCCACCACACCUACUGCUGUUGGCGCACUUUCUCAGACUGUUGAUACCACUACCAGCAUAUCUGUCGAUACUGUCUACAACACCGUCACUGUCAAUGGAGCCGUCACUACUGCAUCUGCAAGCGAAAAGACUGUUACCGUUACCGAUGUGGUCACCAACUUUGUCACCGCCACCUUCUCUGCAUUGACACCUUUCAAAGCUCCUGCCAUCAAGGUUGCUGCUCUCUCCUCCGGAUCUUCUUGUGCCGCCAUCAAGACCAGCAUCGUCUACCUUCCCGCCAGCCAGUCCCCGACUCUCAUCGCUGGAGGUGCUUCUGCCAGCAAAGUGUCUUCCUCUUCUUCCUCCAAGGCUACCAGCCACAGCACAGUCAGGUAUGUGUCUCAGUCCUCUUUGNNAAGUCAAGUUCUUCCUCUGUCAAAAGUCGAGCACAUCUUCCAAAAGACGAGCACCUCUGCCAAGCUUCCCGCGACUGUCAAAAUCGUCAGCACUUCUACCAAGAAAUCGAGCACAUCUUCCAAGAAGACUAGCUCUUCGUCUGCUAAGAAGGUUUCUAGCACUUCGUCCAAGAAAACUAGCAGUUCCUCUGCCAAGCCUACUUCAUCGUCCAAGAAGUCUUCUACCUUGAUUACCAUGUCUUCUUUGGUCCAACAUGGCGUUACCACCAAGUCCAUCGUCACCUCUUCCAGUAUUCCUGCUUUGGUUUCUGGAUCCAGUUACAAGGCAUCCUCGUCUGCCAUGUCUUCAAGCAAGGCCGUUUCGUCUGCCCAGUCUUCGAGCAAGGCCGCUGCAUCCAGUUCUGCAAAGGCUAGCUCUUCUUCCUGCGCUACUGUUGCACCUCCUGCUUCCACACAGACUGGUAUUGUGUCUGGCUGCACAAAGUGGUACACUGCCAAGUCUGGCGAUUACUGCUAUGUUAUUGCUUCUGCAAACGGCAUUUCUACUGAUACAUUCAUGGCUUGGAACCCUGCUGUCAACGCACCUUCGUGCAACAACAUCUGGGUCGGAUAUGCCUACUGUGUCGCUGCAGGCUGUAACUCGGGUUCCAACACUCCUUCCUCUGCCGCAAAGUCUUCAGUCGCUGCAACAUCCCCUGCCGCCUCCACUGCCACCACCGCAACCCAGACUUCUGGAUCUGGCUCUUCUGCCUCUUCAACCUCAGUCCCCUCCACCGCAUACAAGAUGUACACCGGCAAUGGCACCGUCGCUGCAGGCUGGCCCGCUCAAUCGCAAUGGAUGGACUUUGACUCCAUGUUCGCCGCCAACAUCCCCAUCAUGCAGCAAUCGUGCGCAAACAACGGUUGGGGCGCCAACGACUCUCCCACCGAGAUUGCUGACAUCAAAUCCGCCAUCCAAAAAGUGUCUGCCUCUUCGGGAGUGGAUCCUCGCUUCAUUCUCGCUAUUGUGAUGCAAGAAUCUAAUGGAUGCGUUCGCGUCAUCACCACCUCCUGGAGCGUCCAAAACCCUGGCCUCAUGCAAGACCACGCCGGCAGCGGCACCUGCAACUCAGGCGGUGUGAUCCAAAACCCGUGCCCAGCCUCUGAAAUCGAACAAAUGAUUACCGAUGGCACUGAAGGCACUGCCUCUGGCGAUGGACUUGUGCAAUGUCUCAAGGAAGCCGCUGUCACGGAUGUUAGUAUGUAUUACCGUGCUGCUCGCAUUUACAAUGGCGGUUUGGGCGGCUACCACGCUAAUGAUCUGGGAACUGGGUGUUGUACGCUUUGCUAUGCGAGUGACGUUGCCAAUAGACUUACGGGAUGGAGCUCUGGACCUAGCGCUUGCACCUUGUAG
Molecule: messenger RNA, 2244 nt
Organism: Aureobasidium musti
Lineage: Eukaryota; Fungi; Ascomycota; Dothideomycetes; Dothideales; Saccotheciaceae
Source: the annotation of a GenBank genome assembly